Messenger RNA from Linum trigynum, 3122 nucleotides. The record is from the annotation of a GenBank genome assembly. NCBI's taxonomy places the organism in Eukaryota, Viridiplantae, Streptophyta, Magnoliopsida, Malpighiales, Linaceae.
UAUGAUGAGACAUCAGCCACAUUUGAUUGGCUCUUCAAACAAUUUCUCAUUUGCAUGAACGGGAAGGAACCGGGAGCUGUUUUUACCGAUCAAGCAGCAACAAUUGCUGCUGGUACGAGGACAGCAUUGUCGCGCACUUAUCAUGGGCUGGGCCCAUUCCAUAUAACAAUGAAUGCAAAGAGUAAUGGGUUGUGGUGGUCAACAUUUUUGGAAGAGUUUUCCUUCUUGAUGUAUGAUUUGGAGACGGAGGAUGAAUUCGACUAUUAUUGGAAGAAGAUGCUUGAGAAUUGCUUCAAUGAAGAAGAAGGGAAGAAAUUAACAAGUAAGAUUGAGACAUGGCUGCAAAACCUCCACAAAGUGAGAAGUAAAUGGUCAUCGGCAUGGCUGAAAGAUCAUUUUGCAUGUGGAAUGAGAAGCUCACAACUCAGCGAGAGUUGCAACAACCAUUUGCGUAAGUAUCUCAAGUCAAAACUUACUUUGUGGGAGUUUUUUAUACAAUUCAACAACCUUCUUGAAGCCAAAAGACAUAAGGAGUUGAGAAGUAACUAUGAUGCAUUGAAUACUAUUCCAUACUUGGCUUUCCCGAACAGUGAGAUUCUUCAACAGUUUGUUACCAAAUAUACACAAAAUAUAUUUGGGAACAUGCAAGAUGAAUAUUCCAAGUCAAUCGAAUACCAUAUACGACCAAACAACUCCAAUGAUAUAGAUGGAAUGUUUGCAUAUGAGCUUCACAAACUAGAUCAACAAAGAAAUCCUAUUGAUAAGAGGAUUGUUAUGAUUGACUUUGUGGAGCGUAAGCUGAUUUGCUCAUGCAAGAUGUUCGAGAAGUGUGGAUGGCUUUGUGGCCAUGUGUUGCGCGCAAUAGAUCACCUCGGCUAUGGAGGACACCCAAAAAUCCUGAAUAUUCACACACACUACAUAUUGAAGAGGUGGACUUAUUAUGCAAAAUCUGGUGAUUUCACACUACCGGCAGUACAACAGACAGCAGAGAGGGUGCACUGUUCAAGGGUGAAACAACUUACUGGAUCAAUGAAUUUGCUUGCAACAUGCACUUGUAUGGAUGCUGACAUAUACAAGAUGCUUGAGGAAGGAAUGCAAGCAUUGAAGAUUCGUGCUGAAUCCAUGAUGCCUGCCAUAAAGUUUGGCCAACCUAGCACAAGCACAAGUAAGAAAUGAAACACUACCUUUAAUCUGGUGCAGGUUUGUAAUGAUAUCACUUAUUGUUUGUAUACUUAGUAUGUUUUUUCAUAAUAGUUAGUAUUCUUUUAGUUGAUAUUCAUAUCAAUGACUGUUAGUAAUGAUAUUGGUUAAAGUUUGUAUUGUUAGUAUAUUUUUCUGGUAUGUUUCUUUGUAUGAUAAGAUUGGCUACAAAAACUGACUAUUGCUGUUUAAUCCUUUGUUUUUUUCCUAUUCUAGAAGCAUAAAUGAAUCCAACAAGUUCAGAGAGCGAACCACUUUGGGAGAAAGCAUUAAAAGUCGGGACUAAUCCAUUUAAAUCAAGGACAAGGAGGAAGAAUCGUAUUGAAAUCAUUCAAGAAAGGAGAAGACAAACAAAGUUACAAGAAAGGGCAUAUGAAGGAAAGUAAAUACAUGAUACCUGCCAUGAAAUUUGGCCAGCCUAGCACAAGCAGCAGGUUUGUAAUGAUAUCAGUUACGUUUUGUAUCCUUAGUAUUUUUUAUCAUAACAGUUAGUAUUCUUUACGUUUAUAUUCAUAAGCUUGACAGUUAGUAAUGAUAUUACUUAAAGUUUGUAUUGUUAGUAUAUUUUUCUGGUAUGUUUCUUUGUUGGAUAAGUAUGCUACAAAAACUGACAACUACUGUUUAAUCCCAUUGUAGAAGUGGAAACAAAGUUACAAGGACAAGGAGGAAGAUUAGUAGUGAAAUCAUUCAAGAAAGGAGAAGACAAACAAAGUUACAAGAAAGGGCGGAUGACAAAAAAUAAAUACAUAGACAGAACGGCUUGCCAUAUCAUAUAUUACUUGAUAGAUACAUAGAUAAAUUUUAGUGAUUGCAUAGAUAUAUUUUGGAGUUUACGAAACUGAAUAAAUGUCACAUCAAACAAUUCAUUUGUUGCGUUCUUUUUCAAUUCAUAUUUGUAUGUUUCUCAUGCUUAUUCUAUGUUAGACAGGAACAUUACGAAAUAGGAUACAAAAAAUUACGAACCACAACAACAAAACAUACAAACUACUGUGAUAAAAAUUACAAACCACAACAUAGAUAGCAACCACUCUACUGUUCAUACAAAAAAGGACAAGUGUUUACAAUCUCAAAAAAACUUAAUGGUUAGCAAUAGCCUUCUAACCAUAACACCAACAGCCACACUACUGUUCAUAUGGCCACCGCAUUACAAAACAUGAGAAUGGAAAAUAGUACUAGUGCAUACUGUCAUGGAUUACAAAAAAAACACUAUUGGUUCCCUAUUCCAUCAUUUGUCAAGCGAAAACCCAGUACUGGAACUUCCUAAUGACAGCAACAAAUCUUCACUAAAAGACACAUUCAUCCUCAAUUGCUCGAUCAUCAAAUUGCUUGUCCCAUUCAGCAAAGUCAACAUAGCAUUAAUCUUCCGGUUGUAAAUAUAGGUUGGAGAAGACCAUUUUUCCCUCAUCGUCUUUGUAGCCACACCUUCCCAUUCUUCACAGUAGUUUAAACAGAUAAUGCCAGCACUAGUGAAAUUAUCAUAUGGAAUUGUGAUCCUCCGCCAUUUGAAGUCGUUAUCAAAGUCAUAUUUUCCUGGCAUGAUGUGCUGAAUGUAAGAUGUUGCAUACUGGACGACCAACUCUCCAACCCUCCUAAACCAAUCUAGAAAAUGCUUAGAAGGAGAGCUGUCAAGGUACUCGAAACGACGAUCCUUUAAGUUAACACAAUAUACAAUGAAAUGAUCAUCUAUACAACAUGGGAAAAGCCACUGCACAUGAAGAAGAAACAAAGAAGAAUCAUAAAAAGUAUAAUCAUACAAAGCAGAAUUGUACAAAGUGUACAAAGUAUACAAAAAAUAUGGAACAGAAUCACAAAGUGUACAAAGUAUACAAAAAAUAUGAAACAGAAUCACAAAGUGUACAAAGUAUACAAAAAAUAUGGAACAGAAUCACAAAGUGUACAAAGAAUGAAAUAUUCCAACUUAC